UAUCUAUAUAAAAUAUACAGAACAUGAAUUUUGAUAGAUUCAGAACUCCUUAGGAUUUCAGAUGUGAAUGUGUAAUGUCGUUUGGGAAUGAGGCAAAAAACAAAAAUUGAAGUACUUACAUGCUAUGCUUAGUAAACUAACUUUCAAUGAAAAGUAUGGUUGUAUCAUUCUGCAACCAAAUUUUACUAGAAACAUUGACGACAUCUCCUUCCACCCAUUGGCUUCCAGUUGUCACUUCUCUAUAAGAUGUUGCUAGAAUUGCAAAAAUAUUUGGAGGCUGAUGUUGGCUCAAGUUUUCAAGGGGGUGUCUGGAGGAGGGGAGCUGGGGGACCUGGAGUAAUCGGGGCUGAAACUCACUCCAUUGAGUUUCAAAUCCUUAUGUGCCUAGCGGGUUUUGAACUCGAGACCUCUCACGAGGCAGUUAUAGAAUCGCACAUCAUCAGUGUCUCUUCCAGCAAAACUGCGAUCAUGUCUAGCCUCGCAACCUUCAACGGCAUCAAGCAUCCAGUUUCCGGCUCCAACUCCAACCCGAAGGCGGGCGAAAUCCAUGUAAUAAUCGGCCCGAUGUUUGCCGGCAAGACCACCGCUCUCCUCCGCCGUAUCAAAUCCGAUUCUAACAAUGGCAGUAACGUCGUGAUGAUAAAAUCGAGCAAGGACACCAGAUACGCGGUGGAUGAGGUGGUAACGCACGACGGCACUAAAUUCCCCUGUUGGGCGUUGCCAGAUCUCUCUUCAUUCAAGAUCAGAUUCGGAUCUGAGUCAUAUAAAAUGGUGGACGUGAUUGGAAUUGAUGAAGCCCAGUUCUUCGACGAUCUGUAUGAUUUUUGCUGUGAAGCUGCAGAUCUCGACGGGAAAACAUUAAUAAUUGCUGGGCUAGAUGGUGAUUAUUUAAGGAGGAGAUUCGGGUCAGUUCUGGACAUAAUCCCACUUGCCAAUACUGUCCAGAAAUUGACAGCUAGAUGCGAAAUAUGUGGGAAACGAGCCUCCUUCACCUUCAGGAAGAUUGGCGAAACCCAGACAGAGCUCAUUGGGGGUUCAGAUAUGUACAUGCCACUCUGCCGACAGCACUAUGUCAUUGGAAUAACACCUCCCACUACGAUUUCCCAGAAAGAAGAAGAAGAUUUGUUUAAGAGGAAGAAGAUGUUUCGUGAGGAGGGCGCUACGUUAUUAGAGUCCUCAUAUGAGAAACUUGUUCCCUUUCCUUAACUUUGUACUCCGUAUUGUAUAAAUAUAAAUAUUGAGUUCGCAUUUACUUAGUGUUGGUUAUUGAUCGAUUUCUUAUCGAUUGAUUAAGGCUUUUUCUAUGGUAAUGGUAUAUAAAAUUAUAAAUCAAACGAAGUUGAACUUGUGUACAUUUUUUUUUGUAUUUGGUAUUUCUAACUUACAUCUAUUGAGCAUCUUCCUUUUAUUUGCUGCUAAAAA
This is a messenger RNA of Cuscuta europaea, 1422 nucleotides long. The record is from the annotation of a GenBank genome assembly. NCBI's taxonomy places the organism in Eukaryota, Viridiplantae, Streptophyta, Magnoliopsida, Solanales, Convolvulaceae.